Molecule: messenger RNA, 1182 nt
Organism: Eimeria maxima
Lineage: Eukaryota; Apicomplexa; Conoidasida; Eucoccidiorida; Eimeriidae
Product: 4-hydroxy-3-methylbut-2-enyl diphosphate reductase, related
Exons: 4
Coding region: 1-1182 (393 amino acids)
Biological process (GO): dimethylallyl diphosphate biosynthetic process; isopentenyl diphosphate biosynthetic process, methylerythritol phosphate pathway
Molecular function (GO): 4-hydroxy-3-methylbut-2-enyl diphosphate reductase activity; metal ion binding
Source: RefSeq, a predicted model, not a curated record
AUGCCGGCAAAAGAGUUACGAACAGUAGAAGAAACAGAAACAGCAGCAAAGCAACCACACAAACAGACAGCAGCACCCAUACGAGAAGCAGCAGCAGCCCCAUCAGCGGCAGCAACAGCAGCGCGCCGCUUCGGUGCAGCGCCAUUGGCAGCAGCGGUGUUUGCGGAGGCGGAGGUGGGUGCAGCAGCAGCGGCCGCAACAGCGGAUGCAGCAGCAGCAGCAGAAUCAGGUCCCGUGGCCCUAGUUGCUGCUCCUCGUGGGUUCUGUGAAGGCGUACGGCGAGCGGUAGGAACAGUAGAAGAGGCCUUGAAGGUGUUUGGGCCUCCGGUGUACGUACACCACCAAAUCGUCCAUAACGAGUUUGUCUGCAAACAGUUGGAGGAAAGAGGAGCUAUUUUCGUAGAGAACCUUUCGGAAGUGCCUUUGAAUUCGGUUGUCGUCUUCUCCGCCCAUGGGGUUUCCCCACAUGUACGGAAAAAAGCAAAAGAAAGAAAUCUGACGACAAUUGAUGCUACCUGCCCUCUUGUACAGAAGGUACAUGUGUACGUACACCAGAAAGCACAAGAGGGAUAUCACAUCAUUGUCAUUGGCCACAAGGAUCACGUUGAGGUGCGCGGGGUUUGUGGGGAGGCCCCUGGAAGGGUGCAUGUGGUGGAGAGCAGUGACGAUGUCCAUUUGCUUCCUUUCUCUGCGGAAGAGAAGUUGUUCUAUGUGACACAGACAACGCUGAGUAUAUUGGACUGUUUGCACAUUGAAACAGAGCUAAAAAAGAGAUACCCCAACAUCGAAACUAUCAAAUCGGGGUCGGUGUGCUACGCAACUUCUAAUCGACAAGCUGCAUUAGGCGCCUUAGCUGCGCAUGCACAACUUGCAAUUGUUGUAGGAAGCAGAAGCUCUAGCAACGCCCUCCGACUUGUGGAGAUUGCUAAAAGCAAAGGAAUCCCGGCUUAUCUGGUUGGAAAUGCAGACGAUGUAGACCCUCAGUGGCUGGCUGGUGUGAAACGCGUUGUUGUUUCUGCUUCUGCUUCAACUCCCGAAGAAUUAACAAAACAAAUAAUGAACAGAUUAAAAGCUUUUAAUGUUCAGUUGCAAAUCGAAGCCAAUGCAGUCAACGAGAAGAAACCCGUGUGGAAGCUUCCCAAGUCCGUACAAACAGCCCAGCUGUCUGUGUGCACUCCAUAA